AUGCCGGCCCUUCACAUCGAAGAUCUGCCAGAAAAGGAAAAGCUGAAGAUGGAAGUUGAGCAACUUCGCAAAGAGGUUAAGUUGCAGAGACAGCAGGUGUCUAAAUGUUCAGAAGAAAUAAAGAACUAUAUUGAAGAACGUUCUAGAGAGGAUCCUCUGGUGAAAGGAAUUCCAGAAGACAAGAAUCCCUUUAAAGAAAAAGGCAGCUGCAUUAUUUCAUGA
Messenger RNA from Rangifer tarandus platyrhynchus (Svalbard reindeer), 222 nucleotides. The record is from the annotation of a GenBank genome assembly. NCBI's taxonomy places the organism in Eukaryota, Metazoa, Chordata, Mammalia, Artiodactyla, Cervidae.